CUGAAAAUAAAUGGCGAUCUACUAGUGAGCCACGUUGGUAUUUUGAUAACAUAUUUAUAAUAUAGAUAUUCCCUUUUACACCGAAAAUGAAUAAAAUAAUGUCGGGUCGACACAGCAACAAAUUGCCAACCAAUCUGCCGCAAUUGCAGAACCUGAUCAAGAGAGAUCCACAGUCGUACACGGAAGAAGUGAGUGUAUAAAACUGAACUAGCUAACGCAUGCCAACGAACGUUAGCUAGUUUGACUAGUAAACAAACUACUUGGCUAACUUUCUAGUUAUCUGCUUUACAUUUAACUGACAUUAGAAAGCAAGCUAUGUUUUAGGGUCAAUUAAUGAUGUCAUGUAUCAUAUAACUAUAUUGCUAACGUUAAUUAGAUAGAUUACUAUAUUUGAUUGCAUUACUAGAUAGCUAACGUUAGCAAGCUAGCCAGCUAUCUAAACGAGCUAACUAGUUACGUCUUAGCCCAAUAUUAGACACAUUUUAUUCAUGAUCAAAUGUAUUAAUAAACCGGGUCUAAUGGCAGUCCAUAGCGACAGCUUGCGAGAUAUUGCACUACCCGUUGCUGUACCUCUUUUAGCAGCACGUGUUCCGCAUUGCACCGUAUGUUCUCCGUAGACUGUUUUAAUGUAGCCUAGGCAGCAGACAGUGGCUCUAGAUCUGCACAAUCUUCUUCGAUUGAUGUGCAUUCCUGGUAAUACACUCGUGUCCCCCAUUGACCGGCUCGUACAUAAAGCAUCCACCAUUCAGGCUGCAAAAGCAUCAUUUUCCUCCUUUAACUUUAAUGGCGAGCCGCCGUGGGAGAAAAAAAAAACUGGAAAAAUGUGUAUUGUCUUAUUAAUAAAACACCAUUUUCCACCACCAUUUUCGGGAAAACUUAAGUUGCAUACCCUUGGCUGAAUGCGGCAAUAGUGUGCAGCUAUUGAUUAGUAGUAAUACAUCAGACUGUAAUACCACGCAGGUUUAAGGAAGAAAUCAGUGGACAACAGGUGUAGUAAGUUAAUACGAAGUUUAGUCAACAUUCUUCUGAUUUAUUAACAUUUAAGUCAUUUAGCAGACGCUCUUAUCCAGAGCCACUUACACAUUUAUAAAGGGACUGUUCAGAAUUUUGGACCCUAUAUAUAGUAGAGACGCUUAUCCAGUCCACGCUCGGAAUCAGGAGAGGCUAGCUAUGUCAAUUCCCGCUGACUUGAUUACAUAUUUUUCACUAUGAUCGUCUUAAUUUCUAAUCUACAGUUCCUGCAACAAUAUCGACACUACCAGUCCAAUGUCCAGAUCUUCAAACUCCAGCCUGACAAGCCCAACAAGGAGCUGGCAGACCUGGUCAUGUUCCUUGCUCAGGUACGAUCAUCACUCUCAAAUCUAGUCCUAGAAAUAGUAUGCCAAAUUCAUGAUAUUAAUAAUAAUUUGGAUAUUGUAUUGUUUUAUUUAAGUAAUCAGAAACGUAAUUGUAAAUGUCAUGUGAGUACCCUAGUUGGGGUCGAAGCUAUCUCAAAUCAGGAAAUGUCUGUAGGCCUGCUGUAUUUGUGGAUCUUAUUGGAAACCAUGAACUGUCAAUUAUUUAUAGAUCGCCAACUGUAGACACAAGUAUACUGCUGAUGUUAAUCCUCGUAGGAAGCUAUCAAGCUAAAUCCAUCAUUGUGAUGUUCCAGGUUGGACACUGCUAUCUGCAGCAACUUGCCUCCUUCCCUCAGGAGUUGACCGAGCUCCUUAUGAAUCAUCACACAGUCCUCGAGCCUGAUCUACGAAUGGUAAGAGAACAUAUCAUCAACAGGUAUUUUCUCACCCUUGUCAGCCGUUACAAAUACGUGGAUUUAAUGUGUUUUCCCCCCCCCCCCCCCCCCCCUCAUGUUUCUCCCUCGCUCAGACAUUCUGCAAAGCCCUGAUUCUGCUGAGGAACAAAGAUCUGAUCAACCCCACAGGUCUUCUGGAGCUGUUCUUUGAGCUACUGCGCUGUCACGACAAGCUCCUCAGGAAGGUGAGCCCGGAGUGUCUUGUCUGUCUGCACCCCCAGGGUAUUGUUAUUCCAUCUCUAUGGUCAGUCUGCACUGUCGGUCACGGUCUGCAUCUCGCUUAAGUCUCCUGUUCAUCUCUUUCCCCCAGACACUGUACUCGCACAUCGUGCAUGACAUAAAAAACAUCAACUCCAAACACAAGAACAACAAAGUCAACACCACAUUACAGAACUUCAUGUACACCAUGCUGAGAGACAGCAAUCCUCUAGCAGCCAAGAUCUCGCUGGAUGUCAUGAUUGAGUUGUACAAGAGGAACAUCUGGUAAGUAACAUGCCUUGGCUCUGUGCUAAGUAUCUUCAAAAAACACGUCACAUGAUAUAUAUAUUUUUAUUUCCUUGUUUUCCCAUCACAGGAAUGACGCCAAAACUGUUAACGUCAUCACGACAGCAUGUUUCUCCAAAGUCACAAAGAUCCUUGUGGCAGGCAUGAAGUUCUUCCUGGGCAAAGAUGAAGAUGAGAAGCGGGAAAGUGAUUCAGAAUCUGAGGCAUGUAUAGAGGGGAGGGGGGGGGUGAGCAUUAUGAUUGGAGGAGAGACUUCCUUGCUCUGUCAGGUCUAAGCAAAUCUCUUAUCUCCAGGAGGAGGGUCCGUCGGCUAGAGACCUGAUGGUGAGGUACUCUACAGGGAAGAAGACAACCAAGAACAAGAAGAAGAUGGAGAAGGCCAUGAAGGUCCUUAAGGUACGCUGACAGUCCUGCGCUAAUUCAUUCCUGUGCUUUGUCUUUUACCUAAGAUAGACUUUUUAAGUGGCAAUUGUCUCGUUUUUGUUGGUUGGUUAGUUAAUGAAUCUAACCUGAUGAUUCACAGAAACAUAAGAAGAAGAAGAAGGUAGAGGUUUUCAAUUUCUCUGCCAUCCACUUGAUUCAUGAUCCUCAAGGUAUGUAUGGUCACCCUCAAAAGCACACACUUAUACACUAAACUACAUCUGACCUCUUUAUGUCGCUUUAUUCUGGUUUUCCUAAGAAAUAUAUAUUUUUUUUUUGCACAGAUUUUUCAGAGAAGCUGCUAAAGCAGUUGGAGGACUCUAAGGAGCGUUUUGAGGUGAAGAUCAUGAUGAUGGAACUAAUAUCCCGACUGGUUGGGAUUCAUGAGGUAAGAAAAUGGCACUGUUAGAUAUGAACAGUGCAAUUAUUCUACAAUGUAAAAAAAAAAAAAGACAUUCACGUUGUUAUUUCUGUUCUUCCCACAGCUCUUUCUCUUUAACUACUAUCCCUUUGUACAGCGGUUUAUUCAGCCCCAUCAAAGAGGUAAGCUGUAAACGAGGGCUCCACUUACAUUUACAUUUUAGUCAUUUAGCAGACACUCUUAUCCAGAGCAACUUACAGUUAGUGAGUGCAUCAAUUGUAAUUAAAACCUACAAAUCAAGUGUUAUUUGUCACAUGCGCCAAAUACAACAUGCGCUUACUUACAAGCCCUUAACCAACAAUGUGGUUUUUAAGAAAAUAGAGUUAAGAAAAUAUUUACUAAAUAAAAUAAAGUAAUAAAAUAAAGUAACACAAUAAAAUAACAAUAAUGAGGCUAUAUACAGGGGGUACCGGUACAGGUUAGUCGAGGUAAUUUGUACAUAUAGGUAGGGGUAAAGUGACUAUGCAUAGAUAAUAGACAGCGAGUAGCAGCAGUGUAAAAACAAAGGGGGGGUCAAUGCAAAUAGUCCAGGUGGCCAUUUUAUUAAUUGUUCAAUUAGGGCUUUGUGAUGGCCACUCCAAUACCUUGACUUUGUUGUCCUUAAGCCAUUUUGCCACAACUUUGGAAGUAUGCUUGGGGUCAUUGUCCAUUUGGAAGACCCAUUUGCGACCAAGCUUUAACUUCCUGACUGAUGUCAUGAGAUGUUGCUUCAAUAUAUCCACAUAACUUUCCUUCCUCAUGAUGCCAUCUAUUUUGUGAAGUGCACCAGUCCCUCCUGCAGCAAAGCACCCCCACAGCAUGAUGCUGCCACCCCCAUGCUUCACCGUUGGGAUGGUGUUCUUCGGCUUGCAAGCAACCCCCUUUUUCCUCCAAACAUAACAAUGGUCAUUAUGGCCAAACAGUUCUAUUUUUGUUUCAUCAGACCAGCGGACAUUUCUCCAAAAAGUACGAUCUUUGUCCCCAUGUGCAGUUGUAAACCGUAGUCUGGCUUUUUUAUGGCGGUUUUGGAGCAGUGGCUUCUUCCUUGCUGAGCGGCCUUUCAGGUUACAUUUACAUUUUAGUCAUUUAGCAGACGCUCUUAUCCAGAGCGACUUACAGUUAGUUAGUGCAUACAUUUUUAUUUAAUUUUUCAUACUGGCCCCCCGUGUGGGGGCUGAGCUAUAUCCCUGCAGGCCAUUCCCUCCCCUACCCUGGACGACGUUGGGCCAAUUUUUGCGCCGCCCCAUGGGUCUCCCGGUCGCGGCCAGCUACGACAGAGCCUGGAUUCGAACCAGCCUUAGACCACUGCGCCACUCGGGAGUUAUGUCGAUAUAAAUACUUUUGUACCUGUUUCCUCCAGCAUCUUCACAAGGUCCUUUGCUGUUGUUCUGGGAUUGAUUUGGACUUUUCGCACCAAAGUACGUUCAUCUCUAGGAGACAGAACGCGUCUCCUUCCUGAGCGGUAUGACGGCUGCGUGGUCCCAUGGUGUUUAUACUUGCGUACUAUUGUUUGUACAGAUGAACGUGGUACCUUCAGGCGUUUAGAAAUUGCUCCCAAGGAUGAACCAGACUUGUGGAGGUCUACAAUUUUUUUUCUAAGGUCUUGGCUGAUUUCUUUUGAUUUUCCCAUGAUGUCAAGCAAAGAGGCACUGAGUUUGAAGGGAGUGGUUGAAAAACUAUUUUUAAUGACAACAACCUACAUACACCAAAGUGUAUGUAAACUUCCGACUUCAACUGUAGGUCCUGGAUGUCAGGAAGCUUGGCCCUAGUGAUGUACUGGGCCGUACGCACUACCCUCUGUAGCGCCUUACGGUCAGACCAGCCUUUCAAAGCACUUCAUGGCUACCGAACGGGAGUGCUACGGGGCGGUAGUCAUUUAUGCAGGUUACCUUCGCUUUCUUGGGCACAGGGACUAUGCGGUCUGUUUGAAACAUGUAGGUAUUACAGACUCAGUCAGGAAGAGGUUGAAAAUGUCAGUGAAGUCUGUACAGCGGUUUAUUUAUCCCCAUCAAAGAGGUAUGUUCUAAGAAAGGGCUCCGCUUGUAAUUAAAAACAAACAUGCAAUUAGUCACGUUGCGUUUUAAUACAUUUACAUUUAAGUCAUUUAGCAGACGCUCUUAUCCAGAGCGACUUACAGUUAGUGAGUGCAUACAUUUUCAUACUGGCCCCCCCUGUGGGAAACGAACCCACAACCCUGGAGUUGCAAGCGCCAUGCUCUACCAACUGAGCUACACGGGGCCCAGAACUUGAGUUGCAAAAAAAAUAUUUUAUGCCUUGUGUUUCUUCUUUCUUUCUUCUCCAGAGGUGACCAAGAUCCUCCUGUGUGCUGCCCAGUCCUCCCAUCAUCUAGUUCCACCUGAGAUCAUCGAGCCUGUCAUCAUGACCAUAGCCAAUAACUUUGUGACAGACAGAAACUCAGGAGAGGUGAUGUGUGUUGGGUAAGGGAGGAUCCCUCUGUAACCUGGUUGGAUGGCCAUUGUAAAGUCACUCACCUAGGAUCCCUCUGUAACCCGGUUGGAUGGCCAUUGUAAAGUCACUCACCUAGGAUCCCUCUGUAACCCGGUUGGAUGGCCAUUGUAAAGUCACUCACCUAGGAUCCCUCUGUAACCCGGUUGGAUGGCCAUUGUAAAGUCACUCACCUUCUGCAUGUGAUUGUUACCAUGGGAUAUUGUGUGUAUAUAAUACUGUUCUAUACAGUUGAGAUUUGUACAGCAUCAAUUAUUGGUAGUAACACGGUUCCAUAGAGUAACAGAGUUGUGGGACUUUCUUUGUACAGCAUCAAUGCCAUCAAGGAGGUGGCAGCUCGCUGUCCCCUAGCCAUCACAGAAGAGCUCCUCCAGGACUUGGCUCAGUACAAGAUGCACAAAGACAAGAGUAAGUAGUCUGUCCUUACUGUAGUAGGUUAACAUGUUUUGUUUUGAAUCUUUUCUCUUUAAACCAAUGUGCUACAAGAGAUUAUUCAUCACGUGUCAUAAAAAAAAAAACGAUUCAAAGGGUUUCAAUGACGGUUAUUUAAAUGAUGUCAUUGCCUUUUUUUUUUUUUUUAGAUGUGAUGAUGUCUGCCAGAGGACUCAUUCAGCUCUUCAGAAGCCUGGAUCCAAAGAUGCUACAUAAGAGAGACAGGGUAUGUUGCUGAGACCAAUGUAAUAUACAUUUUUAAAAUGAUCUCAACAUCGUAAUGUUUUUCCUCCCUCGUUCUAAGGCCCAUAUGCUAGGUGGUUCCUCCUCUCAGGGCUGAGGUGCUGUGAAAUGUCCUGUAGGCCUGUGCAAACUGCUAACUUAACCAUUUGGUGUUGUUUACUAGGGGCGACCCACAGAGUUGUCUACAGAGGCUAAGAUCCAGGACUAUGGCGAGAUGGGGGCCAAAGACUACAUCCCUGGAGCAGAGGUUCUGGAGGUGGAGGAGAAGGAGAAGGAGGGAGGAGAAGAAGGGGAUGGCGGUAAGGGAUUGGAUCGUGUAUAGUCAUUAUUAUAGAACUGGAAACUUCUACUUGUUGGGUUUUUUGCUGCAAGGACUCUCAUUUGGAUUUAUAUCAAGGACGGUAUGUCCGACAUGCAAUAGAUGAUGUUCUGUGUGAAAAUAGUUAAGACGGGUUUAAAUAUUGAUUAUUUGAUCAUUUCUUCUUCCGGCGUUUCCUCUUCAUCUCCAGAUGGCUGGGAGAGUGCCAGCAGUGUAAGUGAUGAUGAGGACGGAGAAUGGAUCGAUGUUCACCACUCCUCUGAUGAAGACACCACAGAAAUGGUAGGGUUCUGCAUCAGCCCCAUGUCUGUUAGGUGUUCUGGGUUGGUGACCUAGAUAUUGAAAAGCUGGGCUGGGCUCGCGUUCAAUAGAGCACACCGUAGCAAAACACUUUGAAUCAGAAAACUAAAAUGAGUGUUUCUUAUUGGACAAGUUCAGGUUGUCCCUCCCUGUUUGUCUGUUUUCUGCCAUUUGGUGCUGAAUGAACACUACCCUGGUGAUUAUCAAAUCAAACUUUAUUUGUCACAUGCGCUGAAUACAACAGGUGUAGACCUUACCGUGAAAUGCUUACUUACAAACCCUUAACCAACAAUGCAGUUCAAGAAAUAGAGUUCAGAAAAUAUUUACUGAAUAAAAUAAAGUACAAAAAAAUACAAAUAUCGAAAAGUGACACAAUAAAAUUACAUAACAAUAACGAGGCUAUAUACAGGGGGUACCGGUACCGAGUCAAUGUGCGGUGGUACAGGUUAGUCGAGGUAGUUUGUAAAGUGACUAUGCAUAGAUAAUAAACAGCGAGUAGCAGCAUUGUAAAAACAAAUGGAUGGGGGGGUCAAUGUAAAUAGUCCGGGUGGCCAUUUGAUUCAUUGUUCAGCAGUCUUAUGAUUAGUGUUCUGAUUGGUGGAUAAGGUGUUCUUAUUGGUGAGCAACGUCUUCUCAUUGGCCAUUUGUAUGUGUCUCGCCCAGGCUGAGAAGCUGAAGAGCAUGGAUCCAGAGGAGAGGAAAGCCAAGGCGGCAGCGGUCAGCUCCAGUCGACUCCUCACUCAGGACGACUUCAAGAAGAUCCGUCUGGCUCAGAUGGCUAAAGAGGUCAACGCUGCCCCGGGCAAGGGACAGAAGAGGAAGAUGGUGGACGAUGAUGAGGGUGAAAGGUCAGUCUUGUUGUUGUUAUAAUUUUACCUCCGCUCCUAUGAUCAAUAUAAUUCAAAAUGGGGUCGACUUUUUGUUAUAAUGAUGAUUGUGGAUCCACGUUUUCCCUAAUGGGAAUAUCUUAUUUAAAACGCAUUUAUGCUGCGUUUAGACGAAGGGACGCAAAAAAAAAAAACUUCAUACCAGUCGGUAUAGCGAGACAAGAAGGCAAGAGAGGGUGACGGCAAAAGCAAUCCAGCACGACGGCAUGCGUUGCUAUGGUGAUAUCAGUAAACAAACCAGUGCAAAUCAACACCCGAUAGAAAACGAAGCUACAGCAAAAGUUGAAAUAUUUGAACUCUGGCGGCAGGUCCCGUCUAUCGCGGCGGCUGGGGCUGACCCCAUUUAGUCGACUGGUCGAUAGGCUGUUGGUCGACCGAGAUGUCUGUAGUCGAGCAGUAGCAAAAAAAAGACAGCUGUCUGAUUGGAAUGUUCCGGAUUGACUUGAAUGAACUUAUUUUGAACUUAUUCUCUGCAGCAGAGGUAAAUCUGGGUCUUCCUUUCCUGUGGGCGGUACUCAUGAGAGCCAGUUUCAUCAUAGCGCUUGAUGGUUUUUGCGACUGCACUUGAAGAAGCUUUCAAAGUUCUUGGAAUGUGGUCCUCUGUAGCUCAGCUGGUAGAGCACGGCGCUUGUAACGCUAAGGUAGUGGGUUCGAUCCCCGGGACCACCCAUACACAAAAAAAGAAUGUAUGCACGCAUGACUGUAAGUCGCUUUGGAUAAAAGCGUCUGCUAAAUGGCAUAUUUUUUUUUUUUUAUUUUCUCGGAUUGACUGACCUUCAUGUCUUAAAGUAACAAUGGACUGUCGUUUCUCUUUGCUUAUUUGAGCUGUUCUUGCCAUAAUAUGGACUUGGUCUUUUACCAAAUAGGGCUAUCUUCUCUAUACCUCCCCCCUACCUUGUCACAACAACUGAUUGGCUCAAACGCAUUAAGAAGAAAAUAAAUUCCACAAAUAAACUUUUGAGAAGGCACACCUGUUAAUUGAAAUGCAUUCCAGGUGACUACCUCAGGAUGCUGGUUGAGAGAAUGCCAAGAGUGUACAAAGCUGUCAUCAAGGCAAAGGGUGGCUACUUUGAAGAAUCUCAAAUAUAAAACAUAUUUUGAUUUGUUUAACACUUUUUUGGUUACUGCAUGAUUCCAUAUGUGUUAUUUCAUAGUUUUGAUGUCUUCACUAUUAUUCUACAAUGUUAAAAAUAAAAUAAAUAACCUUGAAUGAGUAGGUGUUCUAAAACUUUGGACUGGUACUGCAUAUCUACAGAAAUAAGACCGAUCCGGCUUGUGUUGCCUGUUUGUUUUAAUAGCCUACUGAUUCUGUAAGCACCAAGCCUCACACAACCACAUGUACACAAAUGUGGCUGUUCGUAAUCUUUGCUUUGCUGUAAUAAAGGCUUUACACUUUUUUAUUUUUUUCGUUAGAGCAGCCUCUGUUAUUACCAGAUUAAUUAUAAUUAGAUUACAUUUAAUUUAUUUAGUGUUUACACUGUUCCAAAUUGUCAGAAAAAUAGUGUUUCUAAUAAUAAUAACCGUCUUUUUUCUAGAUCUACCUGUUGUUGUUAUGAUGAUGAUCAUAAUAAGUGAAGUCAUUAUCAUUAGUAGUCUUAGUAUAGCAGCCUUGUAUAACUGCCAUUGAGCUGUAGGCCUAAAGAGUGUAUCCUGUUUAGUCUUAAUACCGUAACUUACUUAGGCAUGUUUCAAUACUUAUAUAGGCUACUGUAUCAUUCAUUCGUUCAUGUCAUCGCACAGCAUAUGAGGCAUUCAUGAUUUGAAAUGCAAUCAAGUGUUUAGGUUUUAAAAUAAAAUAACAAAGAGACCCUUGAAUAAUUGGCGUAAACAAAAACUAAACCGUUUCCAUGUUGGCGGUUGAAUUCACGAAUGAAUGUGACUUUUUUCAGUCUUUGGUGUAAUAAAGGCUUUGCAAUUAUAAUUUUUUUUGAUGUUACAACAUUCUCUGGUACGCUUUUAAUUUAUUUAGUGUUUACAUUGUUCAAAACGUUCAGAAAAAGUAUAUUGUAAUCUAACAGCACCUGUCCUUAACACCUUUUUCUUGAUCUCCUGUAUGUUCCACAACUAGUCACAUUUAUUCCACCCAUCUGACUUCCCCUUUACCUCCUGAGCAACCAGUAAACAUUCCCCCCUUUUCCAGUUUAUUUGUCACGUCAUCUCCAUCCAUUUUGCUGUCAUCUGUUACGGUGUUCAGAGUUUGUUAACCAAUUUAUUAAUGUGGUUAUGAUAUGCUAUAGGUCAGGCCCUAUUGGUCACGUGCAUGCGACGCAUACAUGUGUCACGUAAAAAGUGCGAGGGUUGAGGGACUAGGGAAUGCCCUAGUGGCGGCUGACUGCAUUCGCUGCCAGCGUCAACGCAUUUACUGUCGUGCUCUCAUUGAGAACAAUGACAUCCGGUUUACCGUCUACCUCGUACCAUCUAAACGCAGCAUAAGCGUGAUAAACACUCAUGCAAACGGUUGGGAAUUGUUUAACUGCAAUUGGUGUGUGUGUGUGUGUGUGUGUACACAUCUUAACGAAUAACAUUGCAAACCGUUUUCAGAGGGGAAAUCCUUACCUUGAGAGACAUUGAAAAGCUGCACAAGAAACCCAAGGCAGACAAGGAAUCAAGACUGGCCACUGCACAGGUGACAAUCUCAAUCAAGAAUGUGCUCAAUUCUAAUUCUCGUAUUCUCAGGAUUUCAUCCGAUCAUGUGGUUUGUUUUGAUGGUAGGCUGGCCGCUCAGAUAGGAAGGAGUUUGUGAAGAAGAGGAAAGAGAAGCUGAAUCCAUUCGCCUCCACCAGCAACAAGGACAAGAAGAGGAACAAAGACUUCAGGAUGAUGAGACACAGUCUAAAUGUACGGACCAAGAACAAGAGAUCCUUCAGAGAUAAACAGGUAAAUUCCGUUUCUUUUUUUGUGUGCAGCAUAAUUUUUUUUUCUUUUUUUUCAGUAUUAUUUAUCUCUUCUCUUCUCUCUCUCUCUCCAUACAGAUUGCUCUAAGAGAUGCACUCAUUAAGAGAAAGAAGCAAUACAAAUAGCGAUAUCGCUGCAUGCCGUGGACUCUUGGUUCCAAAGGAAAUGAUGGCUUCCAUGAACUUGGGCUAUUAAAUGAAGAUGGGGAAUGGUUCGUUUUAACUGCAAUAUACCAUUCCCCAUCUCCAUUUAACAGGAAGAUGUGGUCUAUAACAUAUUUGUAUAGGUAGUAGGCUAUAAUCACACUGCCUUCUAUUAAAAGAUUUACUGUCAGUCCUUUACCCCUUUCUCCUAUUUGUAUUUUUUUUUUCAGUCUACUUCAAAUUUCGAUACACCUUUUUGUGAUGUGAAGAUAAUGUUCCUGGCAACAAAGUGUACAUGUAACUCCUCUAGAUUGACGUAAUAGACAAUAAAUAAAUGCAGACUGAAUUUAAAUGUCAAGAUUUCCAGGACGAACACACACAUAUACAGUGGGGGAAAAAAGUA
This is a messenger RNA of Coregonus sp. 'balchen', 11204 nucleotides long. The record is from the annotation of a GenBank genome assembly. NCBI's taxonomy places the organism in Eukaryota, Metazoa, Chordata, Actinopteri, Salmoniformes, Salmonidae.